AUGGAGCAAGCCCAUGCCCUUCCCUUCCCAUCAUGGGCCUCCCCAGAUGUCCUGAGGACACUUGCCCAGAUCUCCACUUUGGAUAUUGGGGCUCACAUGGGCCCACCUUGGGUGGCAGAGAAAGCCCAGUUGACAGGGGGGAUCCUGCUGGAUGCUAUCCUCUCCAACUUCUCGCGGGUCCAGCACCUGGGGCUGCCCCUCAAGAUGGUCAUGUACUCAGCUCAUGACAGCACUCUGCUGGCCCUCCAGGGGGCCCUGGGCCUCUACAUCAGGCAUGCCCCACCAUACACUGCCUGUCUCGGCUUUGAGUUCCGGAGGUGCCUUGGGGAUCUGGACGAAGAUGGAGGGAAUGUCACCAUCUCCCUCUUUUACCACAAUGACUCGGCCCGCAGGCUGUCUCUCAGCCUCCCUGGGUGUCCAGACCCCUCCCCACUCAGCUGCUUCCACCAGCUGACCACCCCAGUCUGGCCUCCAGCUCAUGGGGUCACCUGCCAUGGCUCCUAUGAGGCUGCCACCCCCCCAGCCCCCAUGGUGCCUCUGCUGGCCAGAGCUGUGGCUGCACUGGCAGCUCUCUGCCUGGGGCCUGGGGGGUGGUUCCUGUGGAACAAGGGCUCGGAGUCAGACCCUCACCAGCUUUCAGUGUACAGAUGCCCUCGGGGACAAGGCCAGACUGAUCUGGCAGAGGGAGGCUCCCAGAAGAUGCAGGACGCACAGCCCGGCCCCACAGCCAGCCAGCUGGGACAAGCAGAGAGCAGGGGUGCUGAGGACACUCUUUCUGGGCUGCCCAUCGUAGCACCUGCUGAAACUAUGAAUUGGAGGUUCAUGAAGACCCAAAGUGCUAGCUGGGGCUACCUGUCACUGUGA
Molecule: messenger RNA, 864 nt
Organism: Lemur catta (Ring-tailed lemur)
Lineage: Eukaryota; Metazoa; Chordata; Mammalia; Primates; Lemuridae
Product: testicular acid phosphatase-like
Biological process (GO): negative regulation of ERBB4 signaling pathway; regulation of neuronal synaptic plasticity; lysosome organization
Cellular component (GO): postsynaptic membrane; lysosome
Molecular function (GO): protein tyrosine phosphatase activity; receptor tyrosine kinase binding; acid phosphatase activity
Source: RefSeq, a predicted model, not a curated record